Messenger RNA from Manduca sexta (tobacco hornworm), 1002 nucleotides. Its product is annotated as zinc carboxypeptidase-like. Lineage: Eukaryota; Metazoa; Arthropoda; Insecta; Lepidoptera; Sphingidae. The record is from RefSeq and is a predicted model, not a curated record. Gene Ontology annotation, biological process: proteolysis. The annotation marks the transcript as partial. The transcript has 7 exons. Gene Ontology annotation, molecular function: metallocarboxypeptidase activity; zinc ion binding.
UUUAGAAUAAUAAAUGAAGAAAAACUCAGUUUGAACCGUAAAUUGGGAUUCUCCUGGACGGCCUACCAUGACGUAAACGACAUCUACAAGUACCUUGAAGACGUAAACAAAGCCCAUUCAGAUUGGACAGAAGUUAUCGUGGGCGGUGAAAGUUAUGAGGGCCGUAAAAUCCAAGGCAUCAGGAUCAAUACGCCUACUGGAGAUGAGAACAAACCGGUUAUUUUCAUUGAAUCAGGUAUUCACGCUCGGGAAUGGAUCACGCCGGCCACGACCACAUACUUCAUCAACCAGCUUGUAACAAGCAACAAUCCGAACAUAACUGCGCUGAGGGAUCAAUUUGACUGGCGCAUCUUCCCGUCAGUCAAUCCUGAUGGAUAUCAGUUUAGUUACUACUCUGACCGUAUGUGGAGGAAAACCAGGUCACUAUCACCGAAUGGAUGCAUCGGAGCUGAUCCUAACCGUAAUUGGGAUUACAACUGGCUGAAACACGGUGCGUCGAACAAUCCAUGCGAUUAUCAAACGUAUGGUGGCUCAAAACCGUUCUCGGAGGUGGAGACUAAGACCCUGUCUGCGUACAUCGCCAGCAUCGAGAACCUGCAGGCUUACGUCGCCUUCCACUCUGAUGCUCAGAUGCUGCUGCUCCCAUACUCUGAUUCUACAACUCACGUUGAUAAUUACGAUGAUUUGGUGACAGUAGGUAAAACCUCCCUGAACUAUGGACGUGCAGUCAAUGGGAAAGUAUACCGUGGGCCCGCGACAGCCGCUGAAAUUCUGUACAAAGCCUCAGGCGGCAGCAUGGACUGGGUCCGCGACGCACUAGGCACGCCCCUCGUCUUCACUUAUGAACUCCGGGGCACAUACUUCCAUUGGCCUGCGUACAGAAUACCCGAACAGGGAGAGGAAGUCACCCAAAUGCUUUUGGGACUCGUCACCGAAGCUAAAAACUUGGGAUAUUUUUAAGUUGUGAAAAUUAAAAAUGUCGAUUAAAUAUUUUAAAUGUUA